Molecule: messenger RNA, 799 nt
Organism: Linum tenue
Lineage: Eukaryota; Viridiplantae; Streptophyta; Magnoliopsida; Malpighiales; Linaceae
Source: the annotation of a GenBank genome assembly
CUUUGGUUUAGGAAGAGGAAGAGGAAGAGAGACAGAGACAAAAAGGAACACUUACGGCCAAAGGAGGAAGGUGAAUGAAGGGUUGCUGGGACCUGGUACUGCACACGCAGACUGCUUUUACUGCUCAUGCUGACCGAGAUGUACUGUUAUAACCCGGAAGCUGGCGCUGUGUGGGCUGGCGUUGGGUGGGGGCUCAUUGGGAUCGGACGGGUGUUUGGCGGGUCGGUUGGGAUGGAACUUGGUCGUUGGGCUGUUUUGGUCUGCUGGAUCGGUUGUGGUCCACGAGCGCGUUGGUCACUAGGGCCCUCUCGGUGGCUGGAGCCUGCCCAGUUGCUUGAUUGGAUUGAUUUAAGGCGGCCGGUCUAUUUUCCUUGGCAGCUGUGUCAGGGCCUUUGCAAGCGAUCGACGUAUCCGUGGGUGGGAGACUCAGAGAUGGUGGGCCAUAGGGGGACUGGAAGGGUUUAUUGAAAGGAGAUGUACUGCUCAGUGGCUCUGCAAGUGGCUUAGGGCAAGGUCAGAGUAUUUGCGGUGUGGAGCGUUUGAGAGGUGGGAGUCGUGCCGGUUUCAGAGGCUGAGAGGAGGAAGGUGUGGGAGAAGAGAGGUAUGUCUUGAUGAUGUAGACAGGGCAUACUUUCUGAAACUGGAAAGGUAAUUGAGGGGACUAAUCAGAGAAGCAGAGAAAGAAAAAACUAAAAUAUGAGGGGAUAGAAGCUUGGUCAGGGGAGCAGAAAAAUGAGAUUGACGGUUGGCAGAGAUAUUUCGUUCGUUUGCUUGGUGUGGUUAACCUAAUCUACCCGUG